Messenger RNA from Malania oleifera, 4350 nucleotides. RefSeq names its product myosin-binding protein 2. The transcript has 4 exons. Lineage: Eukaryota; Viridiplantae; Streptophyta; Magnoliopsida; Santalales; Ximeniaceae. Bases 509 to 3583 code for a protein of 1024 amino acids. The record is from RefSeq and is a predicted model, not a curated record. Gene Ontology annotation, molecular function: myosin binding.
UUUGGCAAUUGGCAGGGACGUUUGGCUGCGAAAUUUCCGAUCAGCCACCCUUUACUUUGCGAUGCAUAAAUAUUUGCACUCCCCCAACCCCUACCGUAAAGCCUUCAAAAGCAAAAAUAAAAUAAGAAGACAGAGAUACAAAAGAGGGAUAUACAAAUCCUUACAUUGCUGUUCUUAAUUACUUCUCUCUCCGUCAAUAGUAGUAUUCUAUUGGGUAUUGUUAUUUUGUCAAAAGGGCUACAAGCCGCUUUAAUCAUUUCUUCUCUUUUAUAUUCUAUUCUUUUUCAACUGUUCUCUCUCUCUCUCUCCCCUCCCGUUCCUCUUUUCUUCUUCUAGCAGUCUGUCUAUCCAAACCGCCCUUCCUCAGCCUGAACGGAACCAUUUUCUCAUUUAUUCACCUCUCUCUCUCUCUCUCUCUAAUCAAGUCUCUCACCUGCUUCUCUAAACGGUUCUUCUUCUUCUCUCUCUCUCUCUCUCUCUUGUACAUAGAAAGGACAGAGCAUUGUCCAUGGCGGCCAACAAGUUUGCAACGAUGCUGCACAACAGGACCAACAAAAUCACCCUUAUUCUCAUCUACGCGGUUCUUGAAUGGAUUCUCAUAACUUUGCUCCUUCUCAACUCUUUGUUUUCGUAUCUGAUCAUCAAAUUCGCAGAUUACUUUGGGCUUAAGCGGCCGUGCCUCUGGUGUUCUCGGGUUGAUCACCUACUUGAGCCGGGAAAGAGAGAGAAUUUCUACGGGGAACUUGUCUGUGAAAACCAUGCCUCUGAGAUUUCGAAAUUGGGGUACUGUUCCAAUCACCGGAAAUUAGCGGAAUCGCAAAGUAUGUGCGAGGACUGCUCAUCCUCGGCGCAGCCGAGUUCCCGUGGACUUUCCAAGAAGAUCACUUUUAUGAUUGAGGAUGCUGGGGAGAAGAUGAAUUUGAAGUGUUCUUGCUGUGGCGUGAGCUUGGAAAGUAAGUAUUAUUCUCCUUAUGUUCUCAUUAAGCCUUCUUGGGGGAUUCUGGAUUUUUCCCAGAAAGCAAAUUUGAUUACAGAAGCAGGUGUUGAUGAUGGCAUCGAAGAAGGUGAUAUUUUGGAUCAAACCAGAUCGGAUUUCGUGAUCGAUCACUCCGAAGAAGAGCGUAGGAUCGAAGAAAACAGGGUUAAUGAUAUGCUUUUUGAUGUUGAUGGGAUUUUUGAUGGAAGGAAAGAGAAGGGGGCGGAGGAGAAUGGUUCCCCUUCUGCUUCCGACUCUGAUUUUGAGGAAAAAAAGGGAGCUAUUGAAUGUAAUAGAGUGGAUUUCGUUACGGAGAAAGAGCAAGAACCUUUCGAGGAGGAGUUCUUAAGCCUUUCCAGGGAAGAUCCAUGUUGUGAUGAGUCCAUGAUUCAGGCAUUUGUCAGAGAAGAUGCAUCUCUUGAAAUUUUACCUCAGCAUCUUGAUUUUUACGUCGAUAAUGAUGAUUUUCACCUGAUCCCAGUUGAAUCGAUCCAUUCCACAGCUACAAAAAGAUCAAAUGAAAAUAAAUCUUUGGGGGAUGAUCUGGGAUUUUGUGAGAAUCAGGAAGCACAAUUGGAUAGUGAACUUCAUGAGAAGCCAGAAUUUGAACUGGUUGUGGAGAGUGGAUGCAAUUCAGGAGAGGAUGAACAGGAACCAAAAGUUGCUGGGCUUGAAUCCAUGGAAUUGGAUAAGCCUGAGAACUCCUCAGGUGAACAGGAAUCAAAAGUUGCUGGGCUUGAAUCCAUGGAAUUGGAUAAGGCUGAGCACUCCUUAGAUGAACAGGAAUCGAAAGCUGCUGGGCUUGAAUCCACGGAAUUGGCUAAGAAUCGAAACUCCUCAGUCCCACAAGCUGGAGGGGACUUAAUCAAGGCGGUGUGUGAGGAAGUUGCUAUCACUCAAGCAACUCAAACUCUCCCUAGGGAUGUUGAUGAUGCUCAGGCAACAGAGGCAGCGGCAGGUGGAGAGAUGAAUUCAGCUGUUCAUCCAGCAUCUGAAGUUGUAGUUCGACUGGGAACUGAUGAAAUCAACGCAGAGAUUUCAAUGGGAUCAGAGAUUCCUGAUCAGGAACUGAGUGAUGAGAUUGGAACUCAAGAUUUUCUUUCUUCCUAUCCAUGCAUGCGGGAAGAUCCUUUUCCUUCUACCAGUUCUGCUAAAUUACCUGCAGAUGAUGACCAUGGUUGUAAAAAAGUUGAGGAAGAAAUUGUAGAAUUCCAAACCAUGUCAAAUGACCAAUCAUCAAUGUGUCCGGAGCUUAAUAAAUUAGGUUAUCAACAAGUUGAGGAAGAACUGAUAGAAUGCAAAACCGUGCCAAAUAACCAUUUGUCAAUGCCUCCGGAUCUUAAAGAAAUUGAGGAAGAAAAAGUUCCUGAUACACCUAAUUCUCUGGAUCACUUGCACAAGAGAUUACUGCUUCCUGAAAAAAGAGAUUUGGGAACUGAAGAAUCACUGGAUGGAAGUGUUAUUAGUGAAUUUGAAGCCAGCGAGGGAGUUUUAACUGUUGAACAUCUGAAAUCAGCCCUGAGAGCAGAGAGGAAGGCUCUGAAUGCUCUAUAUGCAGAGCUAGAAGAAGAAAGAAGUGCUUCUGCUGUUGCAGCUAACCAGACGAUGGCAAUGAUAAAUAGGCUUCAGGAAGAGAAAGCGGCAAUGCAAAUGGAAGCUUUACAGUACCAGAGAAUGAUGGAAGAACAAUCUGAAUAUGACCAGGAAGCUUUGCAGCUUUUGAAUGAGCUUAUGGUGAAGAGGGAGAAAGAGAAGCAAGAGUUGGAGAAGGAGCUGGAACUUUAUCGUAAGAAGCUCAUGGAUUAUGAGACUAAAGAGAAGAUGAUGAUACUGAGAAGGAGGAGAGAUGGUAGCUCAAGAAGCAGAACUUCCACUGCUUCAUGUAGCAACACUGAAGAUAGUGACGGGCUGUCAGUUGAUUUAAAUCACGAAGGAAAGGAAGAAGACAGCUUCUGUAGACAUCAGGAAAGUGGCAACCACAGCACCCCAGUUGAUGCAGUUUUGAAUUUGGAUGAAUCACUAGCCAACUUUGAAGAAGAGAGGAUUUCCAUUCUAGAGCAGCUGAAGAUUUUAGAGGAGAAGCUUUUUACAUUAGCUGACGAAGAAGAACGGCACUUUGAGGAUAUGAAGCCAUUCGAGCAGUUCUACGAGGAGAAUGGCAAAGAAUUUGAGCAUUUUGACCUUGGGUGUGAUGUAAAUGGGAUUGGGAAUGGAUUUCCCAAGGACAUGGAUGAAAAACUUCAGGAAGAGAGAACCAUGGGUUUGAAGGCAAAAACUCUCCUCCCUCUUUUUGACGCAAUUAGUGCUGGAACUGAAGAUGGGACAAUGAAUGGGCACGAACAAGGCUUUGAGUCCAUCAUCUUGCACCCAUCGGUCACCAAGUUCGAAUUGAAUACCAAGAAGCUAGCCAUUGAAGAUGAGGUGGAUCAUCUCUAUGAGAGGCUGCAAGCGCUUGAGGCAGACAGGGAGUUUCUAAAGCACUGCAUAGGCUCACUGAAAAAGGGAGAUAGGGGAAUGGAUCUUCUCGAAGAGAUCUUGCAACAUCUUCGCGAUCUGAGGAAUGUGGAACUUCGAGUGAAGAAGAUGGGGGAUGGCACUCUAGUAUGACUUUUUGUGUAAAAAUCAUUUCAAAGAAGAUCAAGUUCAAGGAUUGCUUUCUCAGAGGUGGUUAACAGCUGCGGUUUUAGGACAGAAGAGCAGAGACUCUGCAACGGUCUAAUGAGAUUGCUAAUGGAAUUCUGCAUCUUCUGCAAAACAUAACAGGCAGUGCCCUGAUGGAGAGGGAGGGUCCUGGUAUAGUCUGUUGUGAUCUUUGUUGAUGAACAGCAGACAAGAAAAACAAAAAAUUAAGUCUGCCCACCUUUUUUUUUUUGUUCUGCCUUUCAUGGUUUUUGUGUCGAAGUAAGCCCAAUUUUUUUGUGGGUUGCGCCCAUCAUCUCCUUUUGAGGAAGAAAGGACAAUGAUGAGUGUGUGUGUGUGUGUGUGUGUGUGUGUUUAGGCUAUACAGCCAGUGAAACCACCCUGUCAUUUGUAUGUUCUGAGAGGCGGCCUGGUUCUCAAAGCUGGGCAGAUCCAACCAAAAGGUUUCAGUUCCAGGUACAUGUUUUACUGUAGAAAGUUAGAACUAGGAAACCACCUUCUUUGAAAUUUUUUAUUUUUUUAAUUUUUUUUUUUUGUUGUUGUUGGGGAGUGAGGGAUGGGGAAAGAAGGGGUUUAAAUAACUCCCCUUUUUCUUCAUCGUUGCAUCAUUUUGCCCUUUGGGGUUGGUUUAUUAUUUUGAGGCCAAAGUUGGUUUACUUGUAUGUAUACUAUAUGUAUCCAUCUGUAAGUAUAUAUUAUUAUAGUGUGUUUAUGCUAUGCUGCAGUUUGGUUCA